This is a messenger RNA of Phymastichus coffea, 2291 nucleotides long. It is a transcript of the gene Syx7, whose product is annotated as syntaxin-12. The transcript is spliced from 7 exons. Lineage: Eukaryota; Metazoa; Arthropoda; Insecta; Hymenoptera; Eulophidae. Gene Ontology annotation, biological process: vesicle fusion; vesicle-mediated transport; intracellular protein transport. Gene Ontology annotation, molecular function: SNAP receptor activity; SNARE binding. The coding region runs from base 594 to 1409 and encodes 271 amino acids. The record is from RefSeq and is a predicted model, not a curated record. Gene Ontology annotation, cellular component: membrane; synaptic vesicle; SNARE complex.
CUUGCACGGCAAUUCGUUUUGUGCACGGUAACUCUAUGUCUCGCUCAUGUCGUGGCCGGGCUUCCUUACUAUUCGCAUUCGGACUUUUGGAGAAAAAAAAACAAAACCAAUCCCACACUGUGUGUCGUCAACUGUCGUCACAUCUAUUAAACAAGAACAACGCAUUAUAAAUAUAAGCAAGCAAGAUACAAAGUGAAUAAUAGGAGGAGUUAUCGUGCUCAUCAAAACGGAUUAAACGGAGUACAGAGAAAUUGUUGCAACUCCAUAUACAGCACCAGGUUAUAUCGAUCAUGUAUUCUUAGUGCUUCCUGUAUUUAGCUGGACUUGGUAUGUACUUGUUUAGAGAAGCACCUCGCGAAAGGUCGAUCUGUGUGAGCUAAGACAUACUUUUUAUUGCGAAUCUCUAUUACGGUGAAAUCAAGCUUGCGACAGCUGAUCAACUGCGCUUUGAUAUUGCAUUGCACUAACACGCAGUUGUACUUUUAAAAGUACUCGUUUACUUCUUAUUGGAUUAUACUUCUUAUCAACUUUUUGGACAUAUUUUCGGCAAGACUUUACUAUAUAUAUAAACCUUGGAAUUAGCUAUUUACGAGAUGGAUGCUGGAUUUUCUUCCUACCACAAUGGUGGUCCAACCAGAGAACAGGACUUCAAUAGGUUGGCUCAGACCAUUGGGACAUCAGUAUUAAAAAUAUCACAAAAUGUAUCAUCAAUGCAAAAAAUGGUCAACCAACUUGGAAGUUCUGCAGACUCACAGGAACUUCAAAAUCAAUUGCAUCAAAUACAGCAUUACACUCAACAACUUGCUAAAGACACCAGUAGUCAUCUUAAAGAGCUGGGUAUUUUGGCAAAUUCUGGAUCCAAUAGUCCUGGUGAGCAACGACAGCAUAAAAUGCAAAAAGAACGACUCCAGGAUGAAUUCAUGGCAGCCCUCAACAAUUUCCAGUCUGUACAAAGGUUAGCCGCAUCCAAAGAAAAAGACAUGAUCAAGAGAGCAAAAGCUAGUGUAGGACUCAGCUACUUUGGUGAAAAGAAACAAGAAACAUUAAUCGAGCUUCAAGAUAAUAGAAGUCAAAAACAGAUACAACAGCAGCAUGAACAGGAUGAACAGAACUUGAGAAUGCUUGAGGAACAAGAAGCUAAUAUUCGUCAACUUGAAAGUGAUAUAAAUAACGUUAAUCAAAUAUUCAAAGAACUUGGAGCCAUUGUACAUGAACAAGGAGAAGUCAUAGAUUCCAUUGAAGCAUCUGUAGAAAGGACAGAAGUAUUUGUUAAUGAGGGAGCUACACAACUUAGACAAGCAUCUGGUUAUAAAAAUAAAUUACGUAAGAAGAAGUUCAUACUAGCAUUAAUUGCUGGUAUUAUUUUGUCUCUAUUAAUUGGAAUCAUUGCUUGGAAGAGUUCCUCUUAGAGCUUAUAAGUACUUGACUACUCGAAAAAAAUUAUAAUUCAUGCUGGCGAGUUUCUACAUGAAGUAAAUCGUGAUGCUUUCAUAGUUGGCCAAUGGAUACCAGAUGUAAAGCCAUAUUACGUGUAAUGGAAACCACGAUUGAGAAAUCAAUCAAUAAAGUGCCGCUGUUGUUAAAUAUACGUGAUAAUGUCUGUGCAAGAUCUACAUCUUGAUAGUUGAUACAAGACGAUUCUAAUGACCAAAUUAUUUCUAUUCGUGCAUAAAUAUAUUUUCGAGAUUAAAGCAAUUCUGAUAAUUUAUGUCAAUAUUAUAAAUUUUUUUAACGAAACAAACGGUUAUGGUUAAAAAAUAUUACUUAAAUUCCAGUCUAUAAGUUUAGUAUUUUAUUUUAGCAGCAAAACAAUUUUGUUACUGCACUUGAGUAAUAUUUUUCUUAAAUUCAAUGUUCAAUUAUCAAUGUUUCACAGUAUAGUAUUUUCAUGUUUAUGUAGACAUAACAGAUAUUUGUUUCUGCAACUAUAUUGCAGAAAAAAUAAAAGUGCAAUAUUCUCGCAUUCAAGGGGUGAAAGCAUAAUAAUAGAUCAGAGGUAUAUUAUUUUUAACUUUGAAUAUUCAUUCCAAAACUUACCUAUUUUAAGGUUUGUAUUUAAUUAGAGAGUAAAUGCUUUAUAUAACAGUUUCCUAAACACGUCUAUGUAUUGUACUAUGUAUUCAAUAAUAUUGUUAUUAUCAUGAUAAAAAUAAAAUUAUUUUAAUUAAUUUUCAGUAACAUAUGUUGAAAUUGAGUAAUAAUAAUUUAUUUUCUUAUUGUAAGUAUCUUAAAAAUUAUAAAUUUUAUAAAAGUAAAAGUGUACUAAUUAAACCUCAUAUAGCACGCAACAA